Vanessa atalanta (red admiral) is the source of this 862-nucleotide messenger RNA. RefSeq names its product ATP synthase subunit O, mitochondrial (gene ATPsynO). The transcript has 4 exons. The record is from RefSeq and is a predicted model, not a curated record. Gene Ontology annotation, molecular function: proton-transporting ATP synthase activity, rotational mechanism. Gene Ontology annotation, biological process: proton motive force-driven mitochondrial ATP synthesis. Lineage: Eukaryota; Metazoa; Arthropoda; Insecta; Lepidoptera; Nymphalidae. Bases 131 to 760 code for a protein of 209 amino acids.
UCAAAUAUUCAGAAUGAAAUAGAUUUUGUGUUAUCUGUGUAGUGUACAUGGUAUGGUGUUAGCAGCCGAACAGCAGUCAUUUCAUUAAUAUAUUUUUAAAUAAGCACAUAUUACCCACAGAAAUAUCACCAUGUCGUUGAUGAAGACAAAUAUGCUGGUGCGCUCGCUAAGCACUUCAUCUGCUGCAGCUCAACUUGUCAAACCUCCUGUACAAGUUUUUGGUUUGGAGGGCAGAUAUGCAUCAGCUCUGUAUUCAGCAGCUUCAAAAAAGAAGACCUUGGAUACAGUUGAAAAAGAACUCAAGCAAUUUCAAGAGGCUAUUAAAGCCGAUGCCAAAUUGAAGGAGUUCCUCAUGAACCCUACUAUUAAAAGGUCUUUGAAAGUAGAGGCUUUUAAACAUUUGUCUUCGAAAACAAGCAUGUCCCCAACCACAGGUAAUUUAAUGGGACUUAUGGCUGAAAAUGGACGAUUGAAAAACCUUGAGGGUGUUAUUAAUGCAUUCAAAAUCAUGAUGUCUGCUCACCGAGGAGAGGUUAAUUGCGAAGUUAUAACUGCCAAGCCCCUGGAUCAAACUCAAAAGCAAAACUUGGAAAGUGCCCUCAAGAAAUUUGUCAAGAGCAACGAGUCUAUCCAACUUACCACCAAAGUGGACCCAUCUUUGAUUGGAGGUAUGGUUGUGUCUAUUGCGGACAAAUAUGUUGACAUGAGCAUUGCCAGCAAAGUGAAAAAAUACACUGAAGUCAUCAGUGCUGCUGUUUAAUUUGGCUAAAAUAAAGAGAAUUUGUAGCCAGAAAUUAUUUAUGUGGUUGGAAGUAGUCCUGUUCUAUAUUGAUUAAAAAUAAUAUAAGUGGAGAUCAAAUCA